AUGAAACUUAGCAUUGCAAAUCCAGAAAGAACCACACAAAAGGUUAUAGAAAUAGAGCACAAUGUAGAAUCAGCAUUAUAUGAGAAGAGAAUUAUGGAUGUUAUUGAGGGAGAGUUAAUUGCCCCAGAGUGGUCCGGAUUUUUGUUACAGUUAACCGGUGGAACCGACAAGCAAGGAUUCCCAAUGAAGCCCGGUGUCAUGACUCCAGACAGAGUAAGAUUACUUCUUAAAAAGGGAGACACUGGAUUCAGAUGCACUGACAACGGCCUCAGAAGAAGAAAGAGUGUAAGAGGUGAUGUGGUCUCUGAGCACAUUGGUGUGCUGAACUUGAAAGUAGUCAAGGAGGGCAGCCACGUAUUCGAGGGAUUCAAUGACAUUGUCAACCCACUGGCAAGAGGACCAAAGAGAGCCUCAAAGAUCAGAAAACUAUUUGGCCUUAGCAGCGAUGUAAUGAACUUGGAAGACUACGUCAUUCCCCACACAAAGACAACCAAGAGUGGUGAGACUAAAGUCGUAAAGCCAAAGAUCCAGAGGCUGAUCACUGAGAAGCACAUACAGAGAUGGCAAGAAAGAAUUGCUGCAAGAAUUGAAAGACAGAAGCUUGGAAGAGAAAGAAAGGCCAAAUACUUCGCAAUGAUGAAGGAGAAAGGAUUACUUACCAGCAGAAGUGAAGGAUUCAAAACUAAGAGAGCAUCCGCAUAA
Messenger RNA from Nematocida parisii ERTm1, 702 nucleotides. RefSeq lists its product as uncharacterized. The record is from RefSeq and is a predicted model, not a curated record. Bases 1 to 702 code for a protein of 233 amino acids. Gene Ontology annotation, biological process: translation. The transcript has a single exon. Gene Ontology annotation, molecular function: structural constituent of ribosome. Gene Ontology annotation, cellular component: ribosome. Lineage: Eukaryota; Fungi; Microsporidia.